Molecule: messenger RNA, 456 nt
Organism: Olea europaea var. sylvestris
Lineage: Eukaryota; Viridiplantae; Streptophyta; Magnoliopsida; Lamiales; Oleaceae
Exons: 2
Coding region: 1-456 (151 amino acids)
Biological process (GO): DNA integration
Molecular function (GO): nucleic acid binding
Source: RefSeq, a predicted model, not a curated record
AUGCAGCCCAUCAUCACCUAUCUAAAGGAUCAGACACUACUUGCUUCCAAAAGUGAGGCAAGAAAGUUGAGGAGAAGGGCUAUGCACUUCGUCCUGAAAGACGAUAUGCUCUACAAAAGAGGCUUCGCCUCACCACUUCUCCGAUGUGUGAGAGGCAAAGAGGCCACAUAUAUACUUAGGGAAAUUCAUGAGGGAAUCUGCGGAAAUCACUCCGGAGGAGCGACCCUGGCACACAAGGUUCUCCCUCAAGGCUAUUUCUGGCCGACCCUGAAAAGGGAUGCUUGCUAUGGGAGACAGUUCGACAACAGGAAAAUGCGAGAAUUGUGCGACAAAAUGGGAAUAAAAAAGGACUUCUCAGCGCCUCAUCACCCGCAAGCAAAUGGACAAGUUGAGGCAGUAAACAAAACCAUCAAACAUACCCUGAAAAGGAAGCUUGACACCUCAAAGGAGGCUUAG